GUCCUUUACGUACAACUUGCGUUAAGAAAGAAUAAGAACGACGAUUCCACCUAUCUUUCCCCACAAAAAGAGUCAGUCAGCUAAAGCAAUCACACAGUCCCACCGAUUUAAAAAACCCUAGCUUAUUGUUAGGAUAAUCCGAUCGGAUUAUGUAUUUGGGUUGAAAAGGUUCGUGACCUUGGAUUUGAUUUUUGGGAUCAAUCGUGUUGUUUGCUUCAAUUUUCAGAAUUGAAGGGUUCUGAGUUGAGAGACGAUGAAGGCUGCCGAGACCUUGCAAGAUCUGAUCGAAGAAGCUAAGCUUCGUACGGUAUAUUGGGCACUGUUUAUCUUCGCCGUAGCUUACUUCUUAACACACACGAGUAAAUCAAUGUUGAUGAAUAUUCCCAUAUCAAUACUAUUUGUUUCUGCAUUACGGAUUUUAUUUAAUGAGGUGGAGUUCCGUUGGAAGGUGCGGAAGGUUCAUCAGCAGACAUAUUUAUCACAUUUAGAAAAGAAGCAGUUGUCCGUGAACGAUUCUCGGCUUUCAACAUUGCCGCCACCGCCAAAAUGGAAGAGAAAAGUUGACUCUCCUAUUGUAGAGGCCGCGAUGGAGGAGUUUGUUAAUAAACUUUUGCAGGAUUUUGUUACAGAUUUGUGGUAUUCGGAUAUUACACCUGACAAGGAGGCCCCUCAGCUCAUCCGUGCGAUAAUUAUGGAUGUUCUUGGUGAAAUAUCUGGAAGGGUUAAAGAGAUAAACUUAAUUGACUUGUUGGCAAGGGAUGUAGUGGACUUAGUAGGGGAUCAUCUAGACCUUUUCAGAAGAAACCAAGCUGCUAUUGGUGUGGACGUCAUGGGAACAUUGUCGUCAGAAGAAAGAGAUGAGCGUUUGAAACACCAUCUUAUGGCUUCAAAGGAGCUUCACCCUGCAUUGAUAUCUCCCGAGUGUGAGUACAAGGUUCUUCAACGUUUUAUGGGUGCGGUAUUAGCUGUAGUGCUAAGACCAAGAGAAGCCCAAUGUCCCCUGGUUCGAUGCAUCGCCCGAGAGCUUGUAACUUGCUUGGUAAUGCAACCUAUUAUGGAUUUUGCUAGCCCUGGGUACAUUAAUGAGUUGAUUGAAUAUGUUUUCCUUGCUAUUAAGGAUGAUGGAAGUAAAGAGGCAGGUGAAGACCAGUCACCUAAUUUAGUGAGUCAUAACAGUGAUUGUAAAGAGGCAGGUGAAGACCAGUCACCUAAUGUAGUGAGUCAUAACAGUGAUCAUGCUGUUGCCGCAGAUGUUGCACCAGUUGAGUUUACUUCAAGGAAGAAUGCAUCUUCCUACAAUCAAGUGACUGAUUCGAUGGUGUCAAGAACUGACAAUCAUAAAGAGAUUUCCCCAGAUGCUUUAGAAAAUUUGAAUUCUAAUCUAUUUGGUGAGGAACAUUCGCGGCCUGCUGACUGGGCACGAAUACUGGAGGUAGCAACCCAGAGAAGAACUGAGACUCUAAUGCCUGAAAAUCUUGAUAACAUGUGGACCAUAGGAAGAAAUUAUAAAAAGAAAAUUCAGAAGAUUGCUGCUGGAGGACUUCAGGCUCCCAUGACAAAGGGUUCAGGAAUAUACAAUGCUGAACAUACAAGAAGUUCGGGAAAGCAAAUGUCAACUCAUAGGCCUGUAAUUUCUUCUGCAGUAGAAGAUAAAGUGCCGGUGCAGUUACCACCAAAAUUACAUACAGAGACUCGACUAAGUAAUAGGAACAACAAUGUGAUCGAUUUAUCUCGUGGCAUAAACAAGGAACAAUCUAUUGGAAAAGCUCCACUUUUUGGUGAACUUAAGGAUACUGCUUAUCUUACUGCUAGUGGGAAUAAAGGUGGGCUUAAAAGAUCAAAUAGCACUUCUGCCCUAAAAGUUCAACCUAAUAUGGAAAAAACAUUCACAAGUGAGGGUGGUGGGCCCAUUAUUUCAGAGUUCUAUAGCCCAGAUUUUUGCAGGCAUACUGAAUUGCAUACUGCUAAGAGUGUUUCAGAUAUCGUGUUCCGCAGUGAAGGAAUCCUCACUCCCAAGCUUAGGUGCCGGGUUGUAGGAGCAUACUUUGAGAAACUUGGGUCAAAAUCAUUUGCAGUUUACUCAAUUGCAGUUACAGAUGCAGAUAGAAACACUUGGUUUGUGAAGAGAAGAUACAGUAAUUUUGAAAGAUUACAUCGUCACCUUAAGGACAUUCCUAAUUACACAUUACAUUUGCCUCCCAAAAGGAUAUUCUCGUCAAGCACAGAGGAUGCUUUUGUUCUUCAGCGCUGCAUUCAGCUUGACAAAUAUCUGCAAGAUCUCUUGUCAAUAGCUAAUGUUGCUGAACAACAUGAGGUGUGGGACUUUUUGAGUGUUUCCUCAAAGAAUUACUCUUUCGGAAGAUCGUCUUCAGUAAUGAGAACCCUGGCUGUGAAUGUGGAUGAUGCUAUGGACGAUAUCAUGCGCCAGUUCAAAGGGGUUUCAGGUGGCUUAAUGCGGAAAGUUGUUGGUUCAUCUUCCCUUCCUUAUGAAGAAGGCUCUUUAUCCUGGAAUGCUGAUGAGAUUAGUAACCAUCUCUCCUGGCAAAAUACCACAGAAUCAGCAAAAAGCCUUUCUGAUAAUGAGGACGGUGAUAAAGAUGGAACUCGUGGCCAUGAGGAAGUGGGAUCUAGUGUGCAAGCUAGUGGGUGGCAUUCAGACAAUGAAUUGAACUCAAAGGGUUUCCCACCUAGGGUUGUUAAACACUGUGAAAGGUUUAGAAGCUUAGAUUCUGAGAAGAAACAUGGUUCAGAGGCAGAAUCUCUAUCAGUCAGCCUGGGUGGAUAUCCUGCGAUACGCUUCCCAAUAACCUCUGACAAUCCGGUUGGAAUGCCACUGGAGUGGACACCACCUAAAUUAAGCGUACCUGUGUUGAAUUUAGUUGAUAAGAUAUUUCAGCUUAAGAGAAGAGGCUGGCUAAGAAGACAAGUGUUCUGGAUAUCAAAGCAAAUAUUACAGUUAAUGAUGGAAGAUGCUAUUGAUGACUGGCUCCUAAGACAAAUUCAGUUGCUCCGGAGAGAUGAAGUUAUUGCUCAGGGUGUUCGGUGGAUCCAAGAUGUUCUGUGGCCUGACGGCACAUUCUUUACGAGAUUAAAUACUCAAAGCCAAAUGAAUGAUUGUCAACCUAAUCAGACAUCUUUUCAAACUACAAGCCGUCACACUAAAGCUUCUAAACCAGGGUCUUUUGAGGAACGGCUUGAGGCUGCUCGUAGAGCUAGUGAUGUCAAGAAAAUUAUCUUGAAUGGAGCUCCAUCUACUCUAGUCAGCUUGAUCGGGCAGAAGCAGUAUAGGCGCAGCGCAAAAGAUAUAUACUAUUUCCUUCAGUCUACAAUCUGUUUAAAGCAGCUUGCCUAUGGAACACUUGAACUGGUCCUCAUAUCUGUUUUUCCUGAGCUACGGGAUGUUGUGCUGGAUGUUCAUGAGAAGACGGGUACUCAACCUGUAUAGUAAGUUAAAAGUUUCAUUUUCGUCACACUUUUCAUCAUUCCAUUUGAGAGGAUAGUUAGUUUCCCAACAACUGUGAGGUUCCAAAUGAGGAAUUCUUUGAAGAUUGGGCUUUGGUGGCUUUGCCGUGAGAUUCUUCGCCCCCCCCCCCUCCCCCCGCGGCGGGGGGACGAAAGAGGAAAUGGAAUUUUGAUAAAUGCACAGAAAUCAAUUAUGGGAUGUGGGAAAUAGAUCUUGUACUGGCUGUACAGAAACGUACUUUUAGAAUUUGUAUAGCAGUCCUCUUGAGUGAAACUAUUGUAAUUAAUUGAUUAAACACACCGGUCAUGGGGAUUUUUUUGUUUUGCACGGUUGCAGACUUGAGAAUCAUGACCAGUAGUGGUCUCUAUUCAUUCAUCACGUUAGCAAAUUUUUGAAAUUUUUUAAAAUUUUAUUUGAAGUGGAAGCAUUAUGACUUUUUAUCUUUAGGAACUUGCAUUUUGUAUGAACUAAGCUUAUCA
Molecule: messenger RNA, 3942 nt
Organism: Camellia sinensis
Lineage: Eukaryota; Viridiplantae; Streptophyta; Magnoliopsida; Ericales; Theaceae
Molecular function (GO): phosphatidylinositol binding
Source: RefSeq, a predicted model, not a curated record